GGCGAUUCUCAAAACAUUGUGCUUCCAACAUGCAUGCUAUGCAUAUUAAGCAGUUUACACUUUCGUGACUCGAGACAAAAGACAUUGAAUUGAAUAAACUUAUUGGAUUUAAUGUUUACCUUUGCAAAUUCCUCAGGAUGUAUUUCCUAAUGUAACCUUCGAAUGGUUGAAUGGGGUACAAAAGAUGGUAAAGGAGGGUAAUACCGAGUCUUGGCUCCCGUUUAAUGGCGGAGAAUACUUAAAACAAGGGAGAUAUAGGUUUAUAAAUAUGUAAAAUGAUUUCAAUUGGAUUCACGACACGUCGUUUGUGCUUUUUUUAACAUGUGACAUUAUAAAAUGCAACUUUGGACAUUCGGAUUAAUUUUACUACUCAUUCUGUCUUCAUGGAUGUAUCUAUCAACAGCAGAUGAGCAAGGUAUGGGAUUUACGUAUAUUGAACAAAAUAUAUCAUGUAUAUGUAUAUGGUGGAUGUAUAUUACAACUACAAUGCGUGCAUUGAAUCGCACAUUCCUGCUGUUAAAUUCGGUUCUUUAAAACCUAAUUACCAAAUCUGUGUGUAAACUGACACGGUGUGAUCUUCGCUUGCGAAAAAUAAUCCAAACAAGUUGUUGACUCUGUUAAUAAUUUAUGUUGACAAGCCGAAUUUCAAAUUCCUAGUGUAUUUACACAAACUAUUUAGCCAUAUUUAUCCUUUAUGUCACCGCUGUCACGACACGACACAGCAGAUUGCGUUGGCUGCUCUCAAAUAGCUCGGAAUCAGUGAAUAUAUCGCAUGAAAGCCGACUAAUUGAUGUUUUCAUUCCAAAAUCAAGUCAACAUUUGGUAUUUUUUGUUUUUUCAUUUGUAAUUGGCCCUUAGACAUGCAUGCUAAUAUCAAACAAACUCAACUAACGUUUUAUACUGCAUUGCUCGUUCUAUAUCAGCUCUGAAUCUCCCUAGAGAUCCACUAAUGCCCUUUGACUUAGACUGGCAUGAAUCGUUCCCUCGCGAUAUCGCAAGAGGAAACCGUGAUAGACGAGAAAACCUAAUGACAGUUUGGUGGAGUCGAACUGGGACCAUGCACUUUUCCUACCGAUGUGACUGAAGCGAAAUUAUAUAGUGGUGUUGCCAUAUUGUAGAAAUGAAACCACUCAAACGAUGUGAAAAGCACAUACAAUAACCGAGCAAUAACAACUUGCAUGUGACUGUGUUAUAGAAACACCCCCACACCGAAAAAUUUAAAUGAUGUACUUGAAUCCGUGUAACAAUUCAGCAAGAGCCGAAACUUACGAUUAAGCAAUACUAUAGGUGAUACAAAACACGUCAAGAACAUUUUUAUAGUAGUCUAGUUAAAAUUUGUAUUAGCUGAAUUAUUUCAUGGUUAGUUAGUCAUGUUUUUAAAGAUUAAAAGAAGUAAAAUAACUAGGUAAUUAAAUUUAUUACACUGAUCUUCCGAACAAAUGUCUGCACAGAAGACGUGAACAAAUAUAUAUAUAUAUAUAUAUAUAUAUAUAUAUAUAUAUAUAUAUAUAUAUAUAUAUAUAUAUAUAUAUAUAUAUAUAUAUAUAUAUAUAUAUAUAUAUAGAAAAGGUUUCAAUGUGCAACCAAAAGAGACAUUUAUAACGUAAAAUAAAAUAAAAGCCACUCAAAUUUUGCACAAACGUUUUCGCUUUAAUGUUAGCUCCUCAGGUGCAUAUUUACAAUUAAAGCGAAAACGUUUGAGCAAAAUUUGAGUGGCUUUUAUUUUAUUUUACGUUAUAAAUGUCUCUUUUGGUUGCACAUUAAAACCUUUUCUAUAUACGACACUUGUAUGAAACUAUAAUAGUAAUAAAGAUGCCUGGUGGAAUUUGUUGAGUCGUUGCACUUAUUUAAUUAUGCUCUGGGUAUCCAUUGAGCACUCUGCCAAUUGUUUUUGUAAACAACGAAACCUAAUUAUAUAUAUAUAUAUAUAUAUAUAUAUAUAUAUAUAUAUAUAUAUAUAUAUAUAUAUAUAUAUAUAUAUAUAUAUAUAUAUAUAUAAAUAAAUUAUAAAGUACAACAAUCAACAAAAUCCAUAUAUAUAUAUAUAUAUAUAUAUAUAUAUAUAUAUAUAUAUAUAUAUAUAUAUAUAUAUAUAUAUAUAUAUAUAUAUAUAUAUAUAUAUAAAUUAUAAAUUCAAAAAAGGUUGCCCUUGAAAAACAUUAAACCUUAAACAUUGAGCGCGCAAGGUUUGAUGGGGAACGUCCUCGGGAAAUUUGCUGUCGGCAAGCUCUGCUUUGCAACAAUGCUAGGGAUGCCAAUGUCCAAUGUUAGGAUCCAAGAAAAUAAUACCCAUCAUACCUUGCGGCACUCAAUGUUUAAGGUUUAAGUGAUUUUUUAAGGACAACCUGUAUUAUAUUAUUCAGAUGUAGUUAUAAUGAUGUUAAAAUCCAGGCUUACGAUCAAGAUGUUUUGAAAUAAUUACUCGCGGUAUCCUCGACAAAAAUUGAUUUGUGUAUAUAUCGCCAUGCAACACACAAAUAACUAUAUAAACUGUAGAAACGAAACAAGAAACGACUCUUCUUGGACUCCUUAUAUAAACAUUCGAUAUUGUGUGUGUGAAUAUUUUUUAUCUACCACUUUUGUGCAGUUUUUGUUCUCAUGAUUUCCGAUAAACUUCUUGGCAGGAUGCUUUCAAUAGCACGUGUUUGUUGUUCAAUGCCGGACAUUUUGUUUGGCGCCACAAUUCUAAAGUAUCAAAGAAGCCUUUUAGCCCAGGACGUUUGGGAGAAUUUGUAUUUUAAUACGUUUUGAAAAAAAACCCUUUUAUAAUCAGUGCAUAUGCAGACUCUAUACCUCCGACAUUGUCUCUACAGAAACGAUAUCUCCUUUGUAGACUUGGUUUUUUAUCCACAUUUUGCUAUAAGACAAGCUAAUCGCAGGGAACCCUAGUCCCAUGUUGUUUACUGAGAAUUUUUUCAAAUGAAGUAUCAAGUUUCAACCUGAAAGGUUUGGGAGAAUUUCUAUUUUGAUAUUUUCAAAAAGUAUUUGUAAAGAUAUUCUGAAAAAUUUAGCAAUAUUAAAGGUAGCCUGAAAACAGACCUACGUUUCCCGCGAAUUUUAGGGCGGGCGAAACGUAGGUCUGUUUUCAGGCUAUAUAGAAAUAUCUUACUGACAGUUGACGGCUAAUAAUUGACAAUUAUCUUGUAAUGACCCCAUUAAAGCAUUUUAAAUCUAUGUGUAUUUACUUGGGUAAUGAACAAUUUAUUUAAUUGUGGCAAUUAAAAAUACAUAAUUUUUUUCUGUGUUGGUGUUAUGUACAUAAUUAUAUAGCAUUUCAUUCCUUUUUGGGCGCUAAUCUAACGUAGCCUCUAUAUCAAUGGAUCGUUAUGUGAUAGUUGCUAAGUCAUUAAGGGGUUUGUUUGUAAACAUUAGCCUGUAUUAUGACAUCUUGAUGUAUCUAUAUAAUUAUAAUAAACAAGUUUAUGAUCUUAUCACGUAUAUUGUGAAAGUGUUGCUAUAGCAACGUGAAAACAUUGAUAGAGGAAUUGGUUUGCUAUUAAAGUUCAUUGAGUGAAAUUGAGCCGGGAUUUUCAGAUUUUUUUCUCGAAACUGAAAAGCAUUAAUAUUUAUAAUCUAUAUCCAAAUAAAGUACACUAAAUUCCUUGAAAGAAUACCUUAGUGCUACGUCAAACUUGAUUGAGCUUUCUUGGUGUUUCUUAAUAAAAUGCAAGACACAAUAAAAGAUCAUUUUCACUACCCAGAAUUUGGAAGAUUUAUAGAUCAUCGAAUGUGCUUUAAUGUUGCUGUUUUAAACUAAAUGAGAUCUCUUUAUUUCCAAUUAUUUCUUCACGCGUUGUCCUUCCAUCUCUUCCCUUAAGUCUUAAGAGGGAGCGACGGAGAACUAAGUGGAAGGGUAUGCUGGUGUUCUUCGUUCUUUGAAAGAGGAACUACUUAUAUAAGUCAUAUUAGAAACACUGAUUAAACGAAUCACAAUCACUCUGGCCUGCUUGCAACGGUUUCUGUACAGAAACGCGUCGAAUCAUUAUGUGCAUUCUUUAUGUCUAACAAGCUUUCGUUGGUAGAGAUGCGACUACUUGAAAAAUGAGGCCCUGUUAGGGGGGUUCUGAAUAGUCCAUAAUCCUACGUAAAUAUUAAAAAUAGUCGGUAUUCUAUUUUCGUAAACAAAAAUAUCCCUAAAAUAAAAUAGAACAAAAACACGUACUUCUAUAACCUGAAAUUCAGGCCCUAGUACUUCUAUCACUCUGAGGCUUAUAUUGUGUUUUGUGACAUAUGUGUUCUCUAUUUUUCACUACUGUUUUGGUUAUUUUAAUUGACUGAGACCAUGAUAAUCAAUAUCCUUAAAUCUUAAAUUCCAAUCUAAUUAAUCCAUAAUUCUCUCUUUUAGCUUGAAAUAAUCUGUAAUCCUUUAUAAAAUACCCAGAUAAUCCUAAAACCCUAACAGGGCCUCAAAAAUGUAAGGGGUAUUUCGACGUUUCGGACUAAGGCCCAUCGUCUGGAAUAAGUAUUUUUAAGUCUGUCGAAGUAAAUAAGAAGAUUAUUUUACUGGUUGUUUUAGACGAUGACGGCGACGACGACGAGUAUGACGAAAAUGAAGAUAACCCUAACUGUAGAAUACUGAAAGAAAAAGUAUGCCGGAAGAACAAAAAAAGAAACCGAGAGUGCGAAGAAACAAUAUAUUUUAACUGUAAACCAACGUGUAGAUCAUAUGUGCGCAGCACUAAAACUGAGACUUCCAAACAGUAUAUAACCACGACUAUUUACCUUUGUUCAACCUCGACUAUAUCUUCAAGUAGAUCGAUUCCAAUCUCUAGUACUGUUGCGAAAAUAUCGAUUACACCAAGUUUUCCUAUGCCGAGUUCUAUUGAUUAUAACUCAGGCUCGGGGUCGGGUGAUGAUCAGGAAUCAGAUGACGAUCUUAUUAGUUCUUCUGUUUCUCUAUCACCAAGUCUUUCAACAGUGACAAGUUCGCCAUUGUCAUCAGCAUUACCAAUUACUCCUUCCAGCUCAUUUGGUGACAGAACGGUAGGAGAAAAUGUAUUUUCGUCAGUUGUUCCAAGUUUUACUGUUCAAUUUCCCUCCUCGUUUCCAAGUACUGCAACCGCUACGUUAUCUGCAGAAUCAAGUGUUUCAUCAAUAUCUCCAUCGCCAAGUCUGCGAACUGCAGGUAAAUGUUUGCAUAUAAAGUUUUUUUAUGGCUGUUCUGUUGCUAGUAAUUGUUAUUGCUGCCGUUGCUGUCAUUGCUGUUGUCGUUGUUGUUGCUGUUAUUGUUGUUGUUGUUGAAAAUUAGAUAAGAUUGUAUGCAGUAGUUACGUUACUGGUGCAUAUUAGCAUAUAGAUUACUUUCUCAGUAAAAUCUGGCAGUUUAAACCAUUUCCACAGCCGAAUUAUUCGUUAUGGUGUUUGCUUGUUCAAAAUGUAAGAUUGAAGAAAAAGAAGCAUGACUUUCAUUUUCUUGAAUGUUCAAUCCUACACUUUAAACAAAACAAAACCUUUCAAUGAAAGUAAAACUAUAUUACGUGGUGAAGAUUACUUUAUAAUUAUUGUCGCUCGCUAUUAUUUGUCUUAUAUAUCUCCAACAAUACACUUGAAUGUUGUUUUCACAUAUCAGAAUUUCUUUCUAUUCAACUUGCUCAAUUCCCAUACCUUUUUCUGUUUAAAUAGCACCUUCAUCAAGCCAUAGAAAUGACGAUGAUGAUGAUGAUAAAUGUGAUGAUGAUGACAAUGAUGGUGAUGAUGAUGGUGAUGAUGGUAAUGAUGAUGGUGAUGAUGAUGGUAAUGGUGAUGGUGAUGACGAUGAUGACAGUGGGAAGUCGGAUGAUGAUGCUACUGUUGACACUAGCAUUAUCACGCAGGAACAAGACGGCACUUAUGACUUGGAAAAAGUUCAGAAUCGUAAACGAGAGUCUUCAAGUAAACAAAAGAGUUCCUGCAAAACAUCAUCUGUUAUCCAAAGCACCAAGUUACCUUAUUCGCUUAUCAAAACAGCACAGAAACACAUAAUAAGUAGUACACCAUCCACGAUUAUUGCAACAACCAACAGCUCUCGUCCAGUUCAACCAAACGCUACUUCCUACAGCAUUGCACCAUCUGCAACAAGUUCAAAUUUAUCUACCAUCAAUACAUCACUUAUCAAAACAACACAAGGACACAUAUCAAGUGGCACGCCAUCCAAGAUUUUUACAAUAACCAAUAGCUCUCGUCCAGUUCAACCAAACGCUACUUCCUACAGCAUUGCACCAUCUGCAACAAGUUCAAAUUUAUCUACCAUCAAUACAUCACUUAUCAAAACAACACAAGGACACAUAUCAAGUGGCACGCCAUCCAAGAUUUUUACAAUAACCAAUAGCUCUCAUCCAGUUCGACCAAACGCUACUUCCUACAGCAUUGCACCAUCUGUAACAAGUUCAAAUUUAUCUGCCAUCAAUACAUCAGUUAUUAAAACAACACAAGGACAGAUAUCAAGUGGCACGCCAUCCAAGAUUUUUACAAUAACCAAUAGCUCUCAUCCAGUUCGACCAAACGCUACUUCUUACAGCAUUUCACCAUCUGUAACAAGUUCAGUGUCACCUGCUAUCAAUACAUCUACAUUAAUUCCAAAACCUGACACUAAUGGAACAGAAAUAUCAACAAAAACAAUAUUUCCGUCGAGUUUAAUCUCACCAUCUGCCAGUUUCUUCUCAACAUCGGCAACUCGUUGCCAUCCUGGUACUAAUGGAACUGAAAUGACAACAAAAAUGAUAUUCCCAUCAACUUCUGUUCCGAUAUCAGGUAGUUACACUUUAACUGCAUCGCCAACACUGCCAUUAUCAUCUUCAAUAAUGUCAGAAUCGAGUAGAAGUAUAGCACCUACUCCAGUUUUAUCCUCAUCGUCCUGGGAACAUUCCAAAAUGAAUUCAACAGUGAUUUCAUCAUCGUUGAAUGCAACUCUGAACCAAUCUAGAACUAUCACACCAACAAUGACGACAACAGUUAUGGUCUCCUCUUCAAUUCUAACUCAAGUACCUACAGGUAACGAACCUUAGUUUCAUUUUACUCUAGUUUAACAUUUCACGUUUGUUAACUUUGGGUAACUCACAUGCCAUGUUCCAACAUAGAACAAUACAAAGGUAUCUAGCCUCUAGAAUUAUCUGUACGUGACUAAAUAACUCUUAUACUUAAUUAUGUUGCUUAGUUAUCCAUAUUCUAUUCUAUGCUCUUGUCAACUGGAGAAAUAGUAACUAGGUCUGUGGGUUAUCCAAUGUUGUAAAGUAGAUGGCAAUGAUGUAACAAAACGCUAACCGAUUCUGUCUUUUGAUUGUACAAAUUAAUCUAAUUUCAUUUCUUUACAAAAUAUUUUAGUGCAUUGCGGUGAAAUCGAAACAGGUGAUAAGUUUGAAAAAGGUAUUCUCACUUGGCAAAGGACUCCGGUAGGAAGCAGAGCAAAUACGUCUUGCCCUUACAAUAAAACAGCAAUUGCUUACAGAUGGUGUCGGAUUGCGAACAAGACUCAAUACUGGGAAGACGUUCAUGAUGAAAACUGCUCUGUGUUGGAGAAACAGCCUAUUGAGGAACUAAUUAACGUAAUUGCAAAUUACUAGUAUUUAUUUGCCACUGAUUCAUUUGUGAAUUUGAGAUGUCUUCUGGGCCAUACACAGGACUUUUUCAACAUGGGAGUAUAUGCUCCAAUAAGUACCCAAAUGUCAAUGCAUUCAAGUCAUGUCAGUUAGAUGCAUGCUAAUGCCGGUCUAUCCAGAAUUUCCUCCCCAUAUACUCUGAUUCACAAGAUUAUAAGCUUAAUCAUUUAUAAUAACAUUAUGAAAUUAGGUAUACCAAAUCUGUUGUUGAUUCACAGGAAAACAUAACAGAAGAAAAUGAAGAAAGAAUAGCUGUACUGAUGGACUACAUUACCUCAACGUCAAACGUUACUGUUGAUCUCGUCAAAAAUGGUGCAGAGAUGCUCGAUAAACUAGUAGCUGGAGCCACGAAUUUAUCAAAAGUAUGUAAGAGAUGUGAAGGACCAUGAUAUCAUGACCACAGUAAUGAAAUCGUUUUCGCACAAUUAUUUCCGUUGUUGAUCCAUCCGCUUUAAUGGUUAUAUUUUGACUUUGUUUCAAAGCCUUCUUCAGAACAAUUGUCGGUCUGAUGAAAUAAAGACUUUGAAAUAAAGUCGAAAUAUGACCAUAAUUAAAAGUUUUGUCUUGAAUUUAAUUAAUCCAUAUCUUUGAUUUUCAUGAUGUGUCUAUUUGGAAUUUGUUUUAAUUAAAUCUUCAGUAUCUAUAAUAGGGAAAAAUUUGUAAUAAUAUCUGCAAAUUAUAAUGGUUAAAUUUUGCCAACCAGUGAAUUUGCAACCAUUACACAUUUCUUCAUUUUUGUUUUAUAACAGAUUAGAAAAGAAUUACUCAGUUCAGUAAGUAACGUAAUGAACGCAGAUCCAACCGUGCUUGCUGAAGCAAAUAAAGAACACAACUCAACAAAUAAGUAAGUGGCUUAAAUCUUUAUAUAAUUAUACUGGAUUGAAGCUCCAUAAAGCGUGGAUUUCUGAUCCAAACUGUUCUUCCUAUAGGUCCAGGCUUAUGGUGUUAACUAGUAAGCUUGUUGGGCACACAGUUUUAUAAUUAUUGCUUUAAAAUGUCACUGAAGAAGAAAUGAACAUGAUUAUUUCAACUAUUCUUACUUGAAUAAAUAAUGAUAGGUUUGUAUAAACAACCAACCAUGAAUAGUGUUCGUAUAUUUGGGUUGAAUACUUUUUUCCAUCCACUCUUCAGGUGGCCUUACCUGAUCGAAAAUUUUUGGGCACUCCUUCAGAAAUUUAUCUUCAGUACAACUGGAUCAAUUUCAGAAGAUGUGCACAAUAUUAUCGAUCCAGCCUAGUAACGUACGCGAUUUUCUUUUUAAGGGACUGGACUGUGGUAGGUUGUACCUUGUAAGUUACCAUUUUGCUUCACAUUUCUAGAAUUCUAACAUUUAUUGGAAAACUGUUGGACGAUAUAAGUUUGAGUGGAAAAAAAUUCAUUCGUGAAAAUUUGACAAAUCUAGUUGCCGAAGCAUGGGAUGUUGCGAAUAAGACAGAAGAUCUCAUAUUUGAGAAUAUUUCACAAGACAAAGAUGAAGAUAAUGAUAGUUUGGUGUCUGUCAAGAUGCCUCGCUCCCUGGUGCAGCGUUACAAAGAGAAACAAAGGAUUACUUUCAUAAAUUUUUUGAACGAUAAACUUUUCCCUCAAGAUGGAGAUGUGACGAAGAAAUUUAUCAACAGCAAGAUAGUUUCAGUCAGUGUUAAGGUACGUAGAGGGUCAUUAGCGAUUAUUUUGUCCCGAACCUACCACAACUCGGUUCGAUACCAGAUUGACAUCGGAACUGUGUCAAAUAAAACGCCUAAUACAGACGUCCGCUGAAGAACUCUCGCAAUUUGUCCGAUUGGGCAACCAAAAAACAAUUUAGAAAUUGUAGUUGCCCGUAUAGUGAUUUUUAGUUGCCUCGGACAAGCAGGCAAACGUCAGGUUAAACCACUGUAUUAACAUUCCAUUCAUAUCAUUAUUCUUAGGGUGAUAAAGUCAGAAACCUAUCAGAUCCAAUCGUGAUUGAAUUCAAAAUAACCAAUAGCAGUUACGCAAAUAAUUGUAGUUGCGUUUUUUGGGACUUUGAAGCUGAUGGUGGAUUGGGGCGAUGGUCAAGUAAUGGUUGCGUGUAUGAAAUUAUUGGUGACGGCCGGUCUCGAUGUAGUUGCAGUCAUUUGACGCAUUUUGGUAUUUUAGUGGUAAGAAUUAUUAAUAACUAAUUCAUUCUGGUAUAAUUCAUUUGAUAUGACAUAACACCUUUCUUAGUCUUCAUCGUGUUACACUUACUGAAUUACCGGCCUACUCUGGGAUGGUAACUCGACUAAACACGCCGCGAGAUGGUGCGAGUUUUGGCGAUUUAAGGUGAUUUAGAGUUAAAGUCCCCGAGUAGGCCUUCGUGUUAAAUCUUAUCAAAUAUUAUAAUCAAGGGAAAGGCAGAUCUGGAAAAAUAGUGUAAUGUUCCUCAGAUCCUGAAUUUGCUUUUCUUAUCUUCAAAAGUGCGUAAAACCAAUGAAAAUUUGACUGUAGGUACAUUACGCUAUUAUGUAUGCUAGAACAAAGUAUACUUGACUGUAUUUACUUUACAUGUCUCAAUGAUACCUUAAGAUUCUCUGAUAACGUAUGUAUAAAAAAUCGAGAAUGUUCGUCAAUCUUCUUGAUAAAGCAAAUUAGAUUCCUCAGGAUCCUGGAUCCCGAGGUUUUCCCCCAGCUCUGUUUAAUACUUUAAUAAUAAUUGUUUAAUAAUUGACUAUCUUGGCAAUUAAAAUCAUCCUGUGUUAAGAAGGCUAGCACUAACAACAUUCUACCCCACAGUGCUCAUAGUAUAUAAUGAAAAGUAAUUCUCAACACGUUUUUUGAAUACCAAUUUUAGGAUCUAUUUCCAGAUGAAGAAAUUGGAGAUACAGAUCAACUUAUUCUAGAAGGAAUCACUUUCGUUGGCUGUUAUCUUUCCAUUGUUGGCUUGGUGCUGACAAUAAUCACCUUAUUAUCGUUCAAGUACGUAUAUUUAAUUCAUUUUAAGUUCAUCACAUGAGCAAAGAUAGAAUUCCAAGAAUUUUAUGGAAAAAAUCCCGUGUGAACUCCAGGGAGACAUGGAGAAAGUUAUGUUUCUUCAUUCGAUGCUUAUGUAUUUCAUUCAUUUUAGGCAAUACCGAAAUGGAGUGAGCGGUCAAAUUCUAUUAAACCUUUGCCUAGCCUUGCUGUUUUCCUUAGUGAUAUUUCUUGGUGGAAUUGAACAGGUUGAUGACGAGGGCACUUGCGUUACUGUGGCAGCGCUUCUCCAUUACUUUGUGCUUGUUGCUGUGCUUUGGAUGGGAGUUGAAGCCUUUCAUAUGUUUGUCAAUAUUGUGCUUGAUACUCUGCCUGAUGAACUGGGGAGAACAUUCGUAUUUAAAUGCGCUGCAGUGGCAUGGGGUAAGAUAUGAUGAUAUGAGUGGUGAAAACAAUAUUUUACAAACGAGUGCAACGAACUUAUUAAAAUUAGUGAAAUUGCAAAAUUUGGUUACGAAAUGUCCUGCCCUGCCUAGUUGCCUUGCCUUGUUUAACCUUGUGAAGAUUGCGUAUUUUGUAUAUGUUUGUAUUACGUGCGGAAAUUGUUACCAUUUUUUAGCUGAAAAUGGUAACAAUUUCCGUACUUAAUACAAACAUAUACAACAUUUGCAAGACUAUAUUUUACAAGUCUUACAACACUUCGCAACCAAACUUUCCAAUUUUACUAACUUCAUCAUGCUCUUUUUAGGUGUGGUGUUUGAUUCCCUUCUCUUCACUUAGAUUAAAAUUUAGUCUAACAUAUGCAUGUUGUCCAUUGAAUCUUUAAACGUGCUUUUUUACAUUUUUAGUUGUACCAAUGAUUAUUGUUGUCAUAUCAGUUUUCAUCAAUACUGAUAAUUACAAGAAUGAAAACUAG
This is a messenger RNA of Paramuricea clavata, 11400 nucleotides long. The record is from the annotation of a GenBank genome assembly. NCBI's taxonomy places the organism in Eukaryota, Metazoa, Cnidaria, Anthozoa, Malacalcyonacea, Plexauridae.